AUGACAUUCGCCUACCCGCGCAACACAAGCGCGUCCUCGCCUUCUUCGCUUCCAUUUUAUACCCCCAAACGCACAAAAUCCCCGAACUUUCUCAAUCGGGUUGCGGACUCAAUACCACCAGUCGCCAAGCAAUGGCUUUCCACCGGAGCUGCCCAUCGGAGAUGGAAGAGAACUAAAGAGGCGGGGUUCAAAGUCACAAUUGUCAAUUUUGUUAAGAGUAUUUUUACGAUUCCAAACGCGAUUAUCAUACUUUGGCUUUUGUCAAUUCGGUGGGGCGAACGCAGGGUAUUCGAGGACCAUAUAAACCAAUGUCUUUGGGACAGCUGGGAAGACUGGCCUCAAGACGCAACUCCACAUCACAUUGCCUUCAUCGCCGAUCCCCAGCUCGUUGAUCCUCAUACCUACCCCGGACGACCCUGGCCUCUGUCGACGUUGACAAUGCGAUACACGGACCAAUAUAUGCGCCGAUCAUUCUCCUUAAUCCAGGAACAUCUUGAGCCGGACUCAGUACUGUUGCUUGGCGAUCUUUUCGAUGGCGGCAGAGAAUGGGCCACCGCAACAUCUACCAGCCCUGAAGCUCGCUGGCAAGGUUACAAGGACUCUUAUUGGAAGAAAGAAUUUCGGCGAUUCACCAAGAUCUUCUUAGAUCCAUGGGAAAAAGCAAAUACCGCGCCUGUUGAUGGGCGAGGACGGAGGUUGAUCGCAAGUUUACCUGGGAACCAUGAUCUGGGUUUCGGGAAUGGAGUGCAGGAACCUGUCCGUGACCGAUUUGAGAGCUUCUUCGGAAAGACCAACCAGGUCAACGUGAUCGGCAAUCAUACCUUUGUAUCCGUCGAUUCGGUCUCGCUCAGCGCCAUGGACCAGCCUGACCCGUUGACAGGAAGCUCACCGACAUCCAGUGAUACGGGCCGCGCGAUACGUCCUAUAUGGAAAGAGGCGGAUGAAUUUCUGGACAAAAUGGCCAUUCACAAGGCCAAGGCGGAGAACGACGAGCUGAGAAUGCUCAGGAAUCAGAGUGAAGGGCACAUGUUCCAAUACCGCGUUGUCGAUGCCAUUGAGCCGACAAUUCACUACAAGCCAGAGCCAGUGAGCGCCGGCUUCCCGACUAUUCUCUUGACUCACGUUCCUCUCCACCGCAAUCCUGGGACCCCUUGCGGCCCACUGCGUGAGCAUUAUCCACCAUCUUCUCCAGGCGAGGAAUUGCAGAAUGACGAGCCGAAUGCGCUCAAGAUUUCCGGUGGAUACCAGUACCAGAACGUCCUGACGCAGACUGUUUCGACCGAAGUGGUAUCCAAAGCUGGACCCAACGUCGUGCAGGUCUACUCUGGAGAUGACCAUGAUUAUUGUGAAGUUUCUCACCGGGAGUUCAAUGGCUCGCCGAACGAAAUUACAGUGAAAAGUAUCUCUUGGGCGAUGGGAGUUCGCCGUCCCGGCUUCGUGCUCACAAGUCUCUGGCACCCGAUCGACCCUACGACGGGCAAGGCACUUCAAGAAGGAGUCCCAACUAUCCAAAACCACCUCUGCCUCCUCCCAGACCAGCUGGGAAUCUUCAUAUAUUACCUCACCAUCCUCGGUCUCAGCACCUCCAUUCUUGUUCUCCGUUCUAUCUACCUCGCGAUCUACGCGUCGCACCCCUUCAACGACACUGUGCUCCCCCUCACCGAAAACCGACGCGCCACCUAUCAAGCCCACACUUUCGGUGCGUCCAGCUCUACUACAUCAUCGGGCGGCUUGGCCAGCCGUGGUGGACCUUCAGCAGUUGCCCGCUAUCCCGGUACCAAAUCUCCACAAGAAUCAUACCGAUUAGAUGAUGACAUGGACCCUUCGCCCAAAGGUAAAGAGGGAUGGCGUCCAGCGUCAUCACAGCCACAGUCACGAUUCUCCCUGAUUGUGGGUGAAUUAAGCUCAUCCAUCCGACAUGUGGCGCAAGUGGUGCUGAUCGUCUAUUUCAUCCUAAUCUGGCGCUGGUAG
Messenger RNA from Penicillium brevicompactum, 1971 nucleotides. Its product is annotated as putative manganese ion homeostasis (Fr). Bases 1 to 1971 code for a protein of 656 amino acids. Gene Ontology annotation, molecular function: hydrolase activity. The record is from RefSeq and is a predicted model, not a curated record. Gene Ontology annotation, biological process: GPI anchor biosynthetic process. The transcript has 2 exons. Lineage: Eukaryota; Fungi; Ascomycota; Eurotiomycetes; Eurotiales; Aspergillaceae. Gene Ontology annotation, cellular component: endoplasmic reticulum.